AUGCGAAAUAUAUAUUACCUUUCAAAAAAUAAUCAGGCUCUAAAUCAAUUUCUUAAUUUAUGUCAAUUAAAUCAUUUACAAACUAUAAACCAAGAUCAGCUUUAUUUUGAAAUAGAACCUAUUAUAUUAAAAUCGAAUAAUGAAAAUUUUAGUCAAUCUAAUCAAUCUAGAAAUGAAUAUGCUACUUAUGAAAAUCCAAUUUCUGGACGCAUAUUUCUUGAAGCAAUAUCAUUUACUAUUGAACAUGAAAGUAUUUUAAUAGAUGAAAGUACUAUAUUUACUAAUAAACAUCUUGCAAUUGUAACAAAGCACUUAACUAAAAAUAAACCUAUUUUACGUUAUCUUGGAAUGAUUAAAUUAGAAGAUUGUAGUGCUGAAUUAAUUACUAUAAAUUUAAAAAGAUUUAUAUUAGCUAAAUUACUUAAUAUUGAAAAUUUAGUUCAUUUUGGAAGUGAUAGUGCAAGUACUAUGCUCAGUUAUCAAAAUGGAGUUGCUGCACGUCUUAAAAAAUAUAAUCCUUUUAUUACUGAAAAUCAUUAUAUAGCACAUCAUUUACAUCUUGCAGGUCAAGAUGCUGCUGAAAAAGUAUCAUAUUUUAAAAAAUAUGAAAAGUUAGUAAAAGGAAUUUAUACAUAUUUUAGUAGUUCUUAUAAAAGAUUAUUAUUAUUAAAAAUGGUACAAAAUACUUUAGAAGAACCUGAAUUAAUGAUAUUAAAUAUUAUAUCUACGCGAUAG
Molecule: messenger RNA, 735 nt
Organism: Scutellospora calospora
Lineage: Eukaryota; Fungi; Glomeromycota; Glomeromycetes; Diversisporales; Gigasporaceae
Source: the annotation of a GenBank genome assembly